AUGAAACGUGCUAUGCAUAUUGUGCACGAAGCGGAACAAAAGAGAAAGCGUGAAGAGGAGGAAGAGAAUGAAGAGCGUAUGAAACGUGCUAUGCAUAUUGUGCACGAAGCGGAACAAAAGAGAAAGCGUGAAGAGGAGGAAGAGAAUGAAGAGCGUAUGAAACGUGCUAUGCAUAUUGUGCACGAAGCGGAACAAAAGAGAAAGCGUGAAGAGGAGGAAGAGAAUGAAGAGCGUAUGAAACGUGCUAUGCAUAUUGUGCACGAAGCGGAACAAAAGAGAAAGCGUGAAGAGGAGGAAGAGAAUGAAGAGCGUAUGAAACGUGCUAUGCAUAUUGUGCACGAAGCGGAACAAAAGAGAAAGCGUGAAGAGGAGGAAGAGAAUGAAGAGCGUAUGAAACGUGCUAUGCAUAUUGUGCACGAAGCGGAACAAAAGAGAAAGCGUGAAGAGGAGGAAGAGAAUGAAGAGCGUAUGAAACGUGCUAUGCAUAUUGUGCACGAAGCGGAGCAAAAGAGAGAGCGUGAAGAGGAGGAAGAGAAUGAAGAGCGUAUGAAACGUGCUAUGCAUAUUGUGCACGAAGCGGAGCAAAAGAGAAAGCGUGAAGAGGAGGAAGAGAAUGAAGAGCGUAUGAAACGUGCUAUGCAUAUUGUGCACGAAGCGGAGCAAAAGAGAAAGCGUGAAGAGGAGGAAGAGAAUGAAGAGCGUAUGAAACGUGCUAUGCAUAUUGUGCACGAAGCGGAGCAAAAGAGAAAGCGUGAAGAGGAGGAAGAGAAUGAAGAGCGUAUGAAACGUGCUAUGCAUAUUGUGCACGAAGCGGAGCAAAAGAGAAAGCGUGAAGAGGAGGAAGAGAAUGAAGAGCGUAUGAAACGUGCUAUGCAUAUUGUGCACGAAGCGGAGCAAAAGAGAAAGCGUGAAGAGGAGGAAGAGAAUGAAGAGCGUAUGAAACGUGCUAUGCAUAUUAUGCACGAAGCCGAAGAAGCUUUUGUGAUGGAAAGACGUGGUUAUGAGAAGGUACAGCCAAGAUGUGGUUACUUACCGGUACUGCAUCCACCACCAAGACCGGUUGUGUUCCAUCCUUACCCAGCACAGUUUGCUGGCUACUUUGUACAGCCACAGCGACACAUUCAUCCAUUGUUUUUACACUAA
Molecule: messenger RNA, 1143 nt
Organism: Brassica oleracea var. oleracea
Lineage: Eukaryota; Viridiplantae; Streptophyta; Magnoliopsida; Brassicales; Brassicaceae
Product: putative golgin subfamily A member 6-like protein 6
Exons: 1
Coding region: 1-1143 (380 amino acids)
Source: RefSeq, a predicted model, not a curated record